AUGGAUAUCUCUAUGGGAGUGGGGGUGACCUUGGUUUUGGGAGGCUUGCCGCUAUUGGGGUUGCUCUUGUGGUGGUGGAAUGAGCUUUGGUACGUGCUUCCUCUCAAACUUCAACAUUCGACUACUGGUGCUAAGUUGCCGCCUGGCCACAUGGGACUUCCACUUGUGGGUGAAUUACUCACAUUCUUGUGGUACUUCAAGGUUCUUCGUCUUCCAGAUGAUUUUAUCAAUGCUAAACGAGCAAAGUAUGGUGAUGGAAUAGGAUUGUACAGAACCUACCUCUUUGGAUCACCGUCCAUCAUAGCAUGUUUCCCAACAGUCAACAAGUUUGUAUUCCAAUCAGACGACACCUUCAUCCUAGAAUGGCCUAGCGUUGAUCUUAUGGGUUACACUUCUCUGGUGGCAGUUCAUGGGAAGUCCCAUGCAAGGCUCAGAGGUUACGUCACAAAUGUUAUUAACCAGCCGGACGCUCUUCGGCGGAUUGCCCAGGUAGUCCAACCACGCAUCACAGCUGCACUCGAGUCAUGGGCUCAGAAGGGCAGAGUCAAAGCUUAUGACGAAACUAAGAAGGUGACGUUUGAAAAUAUUGGAAAACUAUUUGUAAGUUUGGAGCCUGGACCUCUCCUGGAUACCAUUGAUAACUUGUUUGGAGGAUUGAUCAAAGGAGUUAGAGCUCAACCAUUGAACAUUCCUGGAACUGCCUUUCACCAUGCUCGUCAGUGUAGGAAGAAGCUUGAGGCCAUUUUCAGUCUGGAGCUGGAGAAGAAGAAGAGCCAAAAACUAGUGACAAAUGAUCUCAUGGAUGGGCUUAUGCAAAUUAAAGAUGAGGAAGGUAAUAAACUAAGUGACCAAGAGGUGGUAGAUAACAUCGUUAGCCUUGUUGUAGGUGGAUAUGCAUCUACUUCCAUUGCGUCAAUGUGGGCUAUAUAUUAUUUAGCCAAGCACCUUACUGUCCUUAAAAAGCUUCAGGAGGAGAAUAUGGCUAUAAAGAAGAACAAGAAGGGGGAUUUUAUUACAAAUGAAGAUGUUUCAAAACUGAAAUACACAAAGAAGGUGGUCGAAGAAACAAUAAGAAUCGCCAACAUUGCAGCUUUUAUUUUCCUAACGGCUGUCAAGGAAGCUGAGUAUAAAGGAUAUAAAAUACCCAAGGGUUGGAAAGUGAUUCUUUGGCUUCGAUACCUCCACACAAAUCCAGAGAAUUUUGAUGAUCCUAUGUGCUUUAAUCCAGACAGAUGGAAUGAACCAGCUAAGCCCGGAACGUACGAAGUUUUUGGUGGUGGAUCAAGAAUAUGUGCAGGAAACAUGCUUGUUAGAAUACAACUUGCAAUCUUGUUACAUCAUUUGUCAACAGGAUACAAAUGGGAAUUGAUCAAUCCAGAUGCAGAGAUGAUUUAUCUGCCACAUCCAAAACCAAUUGAUGGGGUUGAUAUCACCAUUAACAAAAUUUAGAAAUCCUCG
Messenger RNA from Malus domestica (apple), 1458 nucleotides. Lineage: Eukaryota; Viridiplantae; Streptophyta; Magnoliopsida; Rosales; Rosaceae. The record is from RefSeq and is a predicted model, not a curated record.